Molecule: messenger RNA, 189 nt
Organism: Caenorhabditis elegans
Lineage: Eukaryota; Metazoa; Nematoda; Chromadorea; Rhabditida; Rhabditidae
Source: the annotation of a RefSeq genome assembly
CAAAUUCGACGGGAAACGAGGAAAAUCGCGGAGACACGACGAUUUCUUGGAAAUUAUCCGGAACACGUUGAUUCGUCGCGCUCCCGAGGACAAUCUUCGAUUUUUGUAGUUUUUAUUCCCAAGAAUGUUUUUUUUGUAAAGUUUAUUGAAUAUAAACAGUCUUAUAAUAAAUUUACUUGUUUUGUCUAA